AUGUCCUCUCACCAUCACACAUCUUAUGUUGCCGUGAUCGGGGGAACUGGGGCCCAGGGAAUCCCGGUUGUUCGAGGCCUGGUCAAGGACAAGAAGUACAGAUGUCGGGUCAUGACCCGAGAUGUUAAUUCGUCCAGGGCCAAAGAACUCGUGGCAAUGGGAAAUGUGGAACUGAUCGAGGGCACCUUCGCCAGCGAGGAGGAUCUUCGCAAACUGUUCCGUGGCUGCGACGGAGCAUUUGUCAACAUCGACGGUUUCAACUCUGGCGAAAAGACCGAGAUCUAUUGGGCAAUCAGGGCAUACGAGCUGGCUCUCGAGGAGGGCGUCAGGUUCUACGUCUAUGGAAACCUGGAUUAUGUCUACAAAAAGAGCGGCUACGAUCCCCGCUUCCGGACCGGUCACUAUGACGGCAAGGGCAGGAUCGGGGAGUGGAUUCUCGCCCAGAACCAGGUCAACAGCCACCGCAUGGGCGUCGCAGUCUUUACCACGGGACCGUACAUCGAAAUGAGCAUCGCCAAACACACCAUCUUUACGCCCAAGGUCGAGCAUGGGAUUGUGACAUGGCGUUGCCCCGUCGGAGACGGAGCUGUGGUUCACGUCUCCCUGGACGACUGCGAGCACUAUGUUCGCUGGCUAUUCGACCAUCCAGAGCGGUCAAACGGCAUGGACCUUGAAGUUGCAAUCGAUCACAUCCACUAUGCCGACCUUGCCAAGGCGUUUGAAAAAGUCACGGGUCACCCCGCCCGAUAUAUUGACACAGAUAUGGACACCUACUGGGCGACGGGGACCGUGGCGGCCGCUGCCAACACGGGAGCAGGGUACAACUCGGACCCCAAGGAUCCCGCUUUCAUGACGUUCAAACAGAACUUCACCGGCUUCUUCACUAUGUGGACGCAUUCGGGACGCAACGAGGGUGUCAUUCGUCGAGAUUAUAAGCUCCUGGACGAGAUCCAUCCCACCAGGAUCAGGUCUGCCGAAGAGUACUUCCGAAAGGAAGACGCUCGGGGGAGGAGACUGGGACUAGGCAGUCUUUGGGACCGGUUCAGGAGAAGAACCUCAAGCCCGUGCUUAAGAUCGGUGAAGACAGGCGCAGGGGCAGACUGUAGUCGGGGGUAA
Fonsecaea erecta is the source of this 1116-nucleotide messenger RNA. RefSeq lists its product as hypothetical. The transcript has a single exon. Bases 1 to 1116 code for a protein of 371 amino acids. The record is from RefSeq and is a predicted model, not a curated record. Lineage: Eukaryota; Fungi; Ascomycota; Eurotiomycetes; Chaetothyriales; Herpotrichiellaceae.